Canis lupus familiaris (dog) is the source of this 4722-nucleotide messenger RNA. RefSeq names its product follistatin like 5 (gene FSTL5). Gene Ontology annotation, biological process: multicellular organism development; regulation of BMP signaling pathway; cell differentiation. Gene Ontology annotation, molecular function: protein binding; calcium ion binding. NCBI's taxonomy places the organism in Eukaryota, Metazoa, Chordata, Mammalia, Carnivora, Canidae. The record is from RefSeq and is a predicted model, not a curated record. The transcript has 16 exons. Bases 338 to 2881 code for a protein of 847 amino acids.
UGCCCCGCGGACCCGCCGCCCCGCCGGGACCGCAGCAACUUGACAAAGGAGUGUGGACCCGGGCGCGGGGGCCAGUCCCCUGUGUGCCACCUGGGCGCCCGUUCAAGCGUGACUUUGGAGAUUCCUGUAGUUUUAGACCAAACUCUUCUCCUCUUUACCCAGCUGAGACCAUCUUUUAACGUUUUUUGGGUUGUUGUUGUUGUUUUGCUUCUUGCUUUUUUUUUUUUUUAAACUAUUAUUAUUAUUGUGAUCUAUAGAUCCCCACCGUGUAGGAAUCUUUCUGGGAGACUUUUUUUUUUUUUUUUUGACUCUUAAAAUAAGGUGAAAAGCAAUAAGAAUGUUUAAGUGCUGGUCAGCUGUCUUGGUUCUUGGAUUAAUGUUUCUGGAGUCAGAAGGAAGGCCAACCAAAGAAGCAGGAUAUGGCCUUAAAUCCUACCAACCUCUAAUAAGAUUGCGACACAAGCAGGAAAAGAGUCAAGACAGUUCAAGAAUCAAAGGAUUCCUGAUUCAGGAUGGUCCUUUGGGGUCUUGUGAAAAUAAAUACUGUGGUUUGGGAAGGCACUGUGUCAUCAGCAGAGAGACAGGGCAAGCAGAAUGUGCCUGCAUGGACCUUUGCAAGCCACACUACAAACCUGUGUGUGGAUCUGAUGGAGAAUUUUAUGAAAACCACUGUGAAGUGCAUAGAGCUGCUUGCCUGAAAAAACAAAAGAUCACCAUUGUUCACAAUGAAGACUGCUUCUUUAAAGGAGAUAACUGCAAGGCCACUGAAUACAGCAAGAUGAAAAGCAUGCUUUUAGAUUUACAAAAUCAAAAAUAUAUUACGCAAGAAAAUGACAACCCUAACGGUGAUGACAUAUCUUGGAAGAAGUUGUUGGUGGAUCAAAUGUUUAAAUAUUUUGAUGCUGACAGUAACGGACUUGUAGAUAUUAAUGAACUAACUCAGGUAAUUAAACAGGAAGAUCUUGGCCAGGAUCUUUCUGAUUGUACUUUGUAUGAUCUACUGAAAUACGAUGAUUUUAACUCUGACAAGCACCUGGCUCUUGAAGAAUUUUAUAGAACAUUCCAGGUUAUCCAGUUGAGUCUGCCUGAAGAUCAGAAACUGAGCAUCACAGCGGCAACUGUGGGACAAAGUGCUGUCCUGAGCUGUGCCAUUCAGGGGGCACUGAGACCCCCCAUCAUCUGGAAAAGGAACAAUAUUAUUCUAAAUAAUUUAGAUCUGGAAGACAUCAAUGACUUUGGAGAUGAUGGGUCCUUGUAUAUUACUAAGGUUACCACAACUCACAUGGGCAAUUACACCUGCUAUGCAGAUGGCUAUGAACAAGUCUUUCAGACUCACAUCUUCCAAGUAAAUGUGCCUCCAGUAAUCCGAGUGUAUCCAGAGAGCCAGGCUCGAGAACCUGGGGUAACUGCAAGUCUCAGGUGCCAUGCAGAAGGGAUACCGAACCCUCAGCUUGGCUGGCUGAAGAAUGGAAUCGAUAUUACACCAAAGCUGUCCAAACAACUCACACUGCAAGCAAAUGGCAGUGAGGUUCAUAUAAGCAACGUGCGCUAUGAAGAUACGGGAGCAUACACUUGUAUCGCAAAGAAUGAGGCAGGAGUGGAUGAAGACAUCUCUUCUCUUUUUGUGGAAGAUUCUGCUAGAAAGACCCUAGCUAACAUAUUAUGGAGAGAAGAAGGUCUGGGAAUUGGGAACAUGUUCUAUGUUUUUUAUGAAGAUGGAAUCAAAGUGAUACAACCCAUAGAAUGUGAAUUUCAGAGGCACAUUAAGCCUAGUGAAAAGCUCCUUGGAUUUCAGGAUGAAGUCUGUCCCAAAGCUGAAGGAGAUGAAGUUCAGAGGUGUGUGUGGGCCUCCGCUGUUAAUGUCAAAGACAAGUUCAUUUACGUUGCACAGCCAACUUUGGACAGAGUCCUUGUUGUUGAUGUCCAGUCCCAAAAAGUUGUUCAGGCAGUAAGCACAGACCCUGUACCAGUUAAAUUACACUACGACAAAUCACAUGAUCAGGUCUGGGUGUUGAGCUGGGGUACCACGGAAAAAACUUCUCCAACACUGCAGGUAAUAACCCUGGCCAGCGGGAAUGUGCCACACCACACCAUUCACACCCAGCCAGUGGGAAAGCAGUUUGACCGAGUGGAUGAUUUUUUUAUUCCUGCUACCACACUCAUCAUCACCCACAUAAGGUUUGGAUUUAUUCUUCACAAAGAUGAAGCUGCACUACAAAAAAUUGAUCUUGAAACCAUGUCAUACAUCAAGACAAUUAACUUGAUGGACUAUAAGUGCAUUCCUCAGUCACUGGCGUAUACACACUUGGGAGGAUACUACUUCAUUGGCUGCAAGCCUGACAGCACGGGGGCAGUCCCACCACAGCUUAUGGUGGACGGUGUAACCGACUCAGUCAUCGGAUUCAAUAGUGAUGUUACAGGCACUCCAUAUGUCUCUCCAGACGGGCAUUAUCUUGUCAGCAUUAAUGAUGUGAAGGGUCUUGUAAGGGUCCAGUACAUUACCAUCAGAGGAGAAAUACAGGACGCUUUUGAUAUUCACACAAAUCUGCAUAUAUCUGAUCUGGCAUUUCAGCCAUCCUUUACCGAAGCCCAUCAGUACAACAUCUACGGCAGUUCAAGCACACAGACUGAUGUGCUCUUCGUGGAGCUCUCCUCUGGGAAGGUUAAGAUGAUAAAGAGUCUAAAGGAACCACUCAAGGCAGAAGAAUGGCCUUGGAACCGGAAGAACAGGCAAAUCCAGGACAGUGGCUUGUUUGGUCAAUACCUGAUGACGCCUUCCAAGGACUCCCUCUUUAUACUAGAUGGACGACUCAAUAAGUUAAACUGUGAGAUCACUGAAGUGGAGAAAGGAAAUACAGUCGUUUGGGUUGGAGAUGCCUAGGAAAUGCCUAGGAACCCUUAUCAGAUAAUAAUGGAAUGAAGAGUUUUCCAGUACAUUGCACUUAAUCCAUUGUUUAAAUUUCAGCUUAACUUUCCAAGAUUAUACCCUAGUCAAGCAUAAGUUACUUGGUUGGCCCAAAUAAAAUAGACUUUUUUUUUUUUUUUUUGCAAAGAUGCACACAAUUAGUAAUAUUGGUUGAUUAGAAAUAUUUAACACCGCAUUUAAUAAGAAACUACAUCAAUCACAAGAAUCAAACCUAUAAUUACACAUUUUAAGCCAAUAAAAUAGAAAUUUAAAUACUUACAAAAAAUAACUGCAGGGAAUUUCAGAUGACUUUAAGCACCAUUUCAUUUUGGGGGUGGUUUAUCUCUUAUUUUUUCUUUCCACUUUUCGGUAUGCUUAAACUAGAAAUAAAAAGGUGUUGUGGAACCUUAAAAUUCUUACUUCAAAAUAUUCCGUCCCAUCCACUGUUUAUAAUCUUUUGUGCCUUGUAGGGAAUGUCACAAGAGGAAAAGGUAGGCUAAAAGCUGCAUACUGAACACCCUCAUAACUACAAAUCUUUUGUCAUUAGAAGAGAAAAGUUCGGCGUCUCUUGCGCCAAAUCCUAUCGUCGGCAUUGGGUUCAACCUCAACGAAAUGUCAUUUGAAGGCAUAAGUUGGCCUUAGGUUGUAUACAGGUGACAAACUCUAUUUGAAACUUAACCAUAUGGUCUGCAGCAUGCGGCAGAACGUGGGGAGGAAGGGAGGAAAAGGAAUUAUGGAAAGCUGUUUGCAAUGUAUUCUCUUCAUUUUGCUUGUCGUCAUUGGAGUGAAUUGUAUUUUUGAUGCAAGUUUGUCUCAGAUGUUAACUACUUACAAAUGUUUCUUAUUAGCAGAAUAGAUUUUUUUUUUUCAUGUAGUCCAGUGUUGAAUCAGCAGGAACUUUCAGCUUUAAAAAUGAAGUCUCAUUUGUGUCUGCUUAGAGUAAAGCACAUGUAGGGAAAUUACCACCUGGGAGAAAAUACUGGCUAGAGACCUGAGAAGUAUUAGUGGCUUAGGAGAAUUAGUAGCGGAAAUUGGGACUAGGGGCUAGCUCCACAGUGGUGAGGAAAGUCGAACUUCACUAUCGCCUUGGUAAUUUAAAUAUAACUCAUCAAAGAACUUCAUUCCUUGAGAACUUUCCUCAAUGACUUCUGCUCAACUCUUAAAUAACCCUUAAAUGACCUUCUCAUUAACUAUGUGCUAUGGUUUGAAACCUAACUAAUUCUCUUAUUUGAGACACUAGAGAAGUAAAAAUGAUUGCUUCUUUAAAAAAAUGAGGAAAUAAAAGGCUAAUAGAAGUGGAUUAAAGCUAGAAAUGGUUUAUUGAAAUAAGCAGAUAAUUAUCUAGGCUUAAGGUCAUAUACAUGUUUGGAGACUCUAUUUUUUUCUUUAGUUGUUGCUAAAAAUGCUAAUGGGCUGUUGAAACGACCUCCGUUUACUGAAGGUAAUCCAAUAAGGUCUUUUUUAAAUACAAAUUUGACUCAAGUUUAAAUUGUAUAAAACUGCUUAGAAACCUGAAAUUUUAUAGUGUGUAAUACCUUAUGUAUAUAUAGCAUCCUGAGCUGUGUAAUAUGGUAGAUUUCUUCUUAGCUUAAGGAAACAUAUGGGAGGUAGAUUUAAUAAACAACACAAAUCAACUUAUGUUUCUACUUACCUGCUUUCCUUUUUAGCAAGUUUCUCCCUUGUGAACAUGAACCAUAUAAAGUGUCUAAUGAUUUAAUGUAAGUCUGUCCCAUACAUCCUUCUUUGGUAGCUUACACCAUGUGGAUGCUCUGUCUGUAGACAUUGCUUGAUAAAAGAAUAAACCUCUUAAAUUUUAA